AAGGCUGCUGCAUAUCUUCGUGAGAAGAAAGACUUUGAGAUUUACGCCGUUGGAGUUGGUAAGCAAGUGAGACACAGAGAGUUAAUGUCAAUCGCUUCACAUCCUGAGGAUAAACAUGUACUUGUUGUGAAAGAUUACGGAGAACUACCGAAAAUGGUCCGACACGCAGUCGAUAUCAAGAUUGAUUACACACCCUGCGGUGUAAGUCCAACCUCGUUUAGAGCCAGAAUGGUUGGAGGGAACAACGCUGGCCGUGGGACCUGGCCUUGGCAAGUUGGAAUUCAUAAAAUUGACAAGGAUGGAAAUUUCGUCCUGCUAUGUGGUGGAGCAUUGAUUGAAAAACAAUGGGUUCUAACAGCAGCUCAUUGUUUUUAUGUAAAAAAUAAAAGGAAAACCAUACCAGCAUCAAUAUACACCGUUAAAGUAGGUGAUUAUCACUUGAGGGUCAAAGAACCAGCCCAGGUCGACAUUGAAGCUGAAGACAUUUACAUCCCUCAAAGCUAUAGGCACCAACCAUUUUAUGAGAACGAUAUUGCACUCAUUAAACUUAGAGAAGAAGUGAAGCUAGGUCCGUUCGUUCGAACUGUAUGUCUACAAAAGAAAGGUGAAAAUUUAUUGCAGCCAGGCAAUCAUGGUUAUGUGGCAGGGUGGGGUGCGACACAGGUUCUUCAACAAGGUCAAGACGCACUCCCCAAUAAAAAGAUUUCACAGGUAUUACUGCAUUCAGCGUUCAAGGUACAAAGCAACGUAACCUGUAAAGAUGCAACAAAAGAAUUCUUCAACCCUUCCGUA
Messenger RNA from Exaiptasia diaphana, 792 nucleotides. Its product is annotated as putative serine protease 46. Gene Ontology annotation, biological process: proteolysis. The annotation marks the transcript as partial. The transcript is spliced from 4 exons. NCBI's taxonomy places the organism in Eukaryota, Metazoa, Cnidaria, Anthozoa, Actiniaria, Aiptasiidae. Gene Ontology annotation, molecular function: serine-type endopeptidase activity. The record is from RefSeq and is a predicted model, not a curated record.